This is a messenger RNA of Python bivittatus (Burmese python), 1979 nucleotides long. RefSeq names its product transmembrane protein 255A (gene TMEM255A). The record is from RefSeq and is a predicted model, not a curated record. Lineage: Eukaryota; Metazoa; Chordata; Lepidosauria; Squamata; Pythonidae.
UCUGAAGGUUUUUCCCCUCACUUGCCAUCUCCCACCCCUCCAGGGGCAGAAUCAAAGACAGUCCGUCCCUUUCUCGAGCCCCCCGUGGAUCGAGGCGCACGGCUCUUCCUCGCUCGGAAUCCGGCGCAUCUCAACCCCGCGGGGGAGGGACCAGCCGGCUGGGAUCGGCGCAACAGCUGGAGCCCCUAGCUCUCCGCGCGUGGCGCUCUUCUCCGUCUUGCGCAAGCGCCGGCAGCCGGGUCCGGGUCGAGCCCCGAGUGCUGCGGGAGGAUGCUUCGCGCCCGGUAGCUGGGCGCCUUGCGGCACCGCGGGCCAGGGCGCAGGAGGCGCGCCGCCACCGCCAUGCGCCAGGCCUUGACUCAGCCGCGCUCCAGUGCGAUCCCGCUCUCCAACUCGGCCGGGUCUUUCAGUAGAAGGAAGCGAAAUUCCCUCUAUGUCACUGUGAGCCUCCUCAUUGUCUCGCUCCUAAUUCUCACAGUGGGCCUUGCUGCCACAACAAGAACUCAAAACGUGACUGUUGGAGGUUACUACCCGGGGGCUAUUCUGGGUUUUGGAUCAUUUCUUGGAAUUAUUGGAUCCAAUUUAAUAGAAAAUAAAAGGCAAAUGCUGGUCGCUUCAAUUGUGUUCAUCAGUUUUGGCGUCAUUGCCGCCUUCUGCUGCGCGAUUGUGGAUGGCGUGUUUGCUGCCAGGCAUAUAGACCUCAGGCCGCUGUAUGCAGGACGCUGUCACUACUAUUCCAAAAGUACCAUCCAGCCAGCAACCAUCUGCCACCCGCAGCCCCGGAGCUCCUGCAUUCCAAAGAUCAAAACCAACACCUGCUUCUGUUGCGACCUGUACCACUGCGGAAGCAGAAUGGAGAUUUCUGGCGGCUAUUAUGAAUUCAUUGAUGUCAACAGCUGCCAAGAUAUCAUUCACCUCUACCACCUGCUCUGGUCGGCGACAGUAUUGAAUAUCUUGGGUUUGGUUUUAGGGAUCAUCACAGCGGCCGUCUUGGGUGGUUUUAAAGAUAUGGUGCCCGCUCACCCAACUCUUACCUGCACAGUCGAAAACACGCGGCCCGCAGUGUCCUAUUACUCACGACCCCAGGUGACCUCUUACAACACCUAUCACAGCACUCCUCACCUGCCACCGUAUUCAGUGUAUGACUUCCAGCAUUCCAGCAUCUUUCCAACCUCCAGCCCGCCUGGUCUGUCGGAGAACCCGCUCUCGUUGCCGCCCUCGCCCAGCUCGGUCUGGUCCCCAACGGGUGACCCACCUCAUUACGCCCCGCCGUAUUUCCCACCUUUUGAAAAACCGCCGCCUUACUCGCCAUGAAAGCCGGGCAGGGGAGAGGAGCGCUGCCUCUUGGACUAACGGCAAACCUUGUGUACUGGAGGAAGCGAAGUGGCCCUUCCGAGCCCAUGUAGGACCCCAGGGAAAGGGGGCCUUGCAUCACUUGGCAGGGAUAAAAAGUGGGCAUCCUGCCUUGGACCUUUGCUCGUUUCUCGAUGACGUCGGGAGAAAUCGCGGUGGCCCGUUUCGAAAGAAGUCGCUUGCUUUCUUGCUGUACUUGCUUUGGGCGAAUUGCUUGCUAAAGAGAGCAUUUGGCGAUCCGGGAUCUCUCCUAGCCUCAGCCCGGUUCUCCUCGGCUUCAGAAAUUGUCCUCCUUGGUCACGCUGGGUUGAAGGGAAUGGAUGAGGUUGUGAGUUCACAAACUGGCACAGGGUCCAGAAAGGCAUCAAAGAACCCCUGCCGUCAAAGCUCUCCUUUUUAGGUGGGUUGUGACGCACAUAAAAAGGGGGCAGAACUUUGAUGGCCUGGUUGUAGCUGCCAUCUUGAUUUUUUUUUUGACCUGGAAGACGCUGUGAAUUGGGAUCCCUGUGGGCCUCCAGUAGUCUCCUAUAACGCCCAUCAUUUUUCAUCACUAGGGCUGAUGGGAAAUUGAGCCCUAUAGCACAGUGUUUCUCAACCAUGGCAACUUGAAGAUAUGUGGACUUCAA